AUGCCCGUCGCCGUUGCGUCAAGGUCAUCGGCCAAUGGUCGAGCUGCUCGCGAAUUCGUCGAGAAGCCACGCCGAGAGGUCACAGACCCUGCGCUCGUUGCUCUGCACGCAUCCAUUCCACCUCACUUCCAGCAGGCCCAGCACAGCCUUGCCAACCACCGAAAGAACAUCGUCUCUCUUCACCGCAUCCACUUCAAAGCAUCCGCCAUCACAGAGCCCGCAUCCGAUGGUCGCGUCAGGCCCAUCGGCGAGAAAGCUUUCAACGAGGUCUUCAUCGGCUGCCUCGACCGCGUCCUGCCCAUCAAGAAGGGUGUGCCCAACGCGGAUCGCAUCUGCAAGUUCGUCGCCGGCUAUGUCGCUUAUGCCCAGGAGCAGUUCCGCCUCCAAGCUCGUGCUGACAAGGCUGCCGACAGAAAAGCUGCACGAGAGCCGCACGAUGAGGACGAUGACGAGGAAGAGGAGGACACUACAGCUACGCGUUUCACCUCGCUGCUCCUCAAACACCUCCUCAAAGGAUCCGUGUCCAAGAACAAGAAUGUGAGGCUUCGCUGCUGCGGCUGCAUUGCUCUCCUCAUGAACGGACUCGAAGCGCUGGAUGAAGGUCUUUUCCAGACGCUCAAGGCCUUCCUUCUCCAACGCGCCAGAGACAAGGAAUCUUCGGUCCGGGUACAGGCGGUCAUUGCGCUCACCAAGCUUCAGACCAACGACGACGAGGACGAUGAAGAUUCCGAAGAGAUCCGACAAGCCCUCAUCGAGACUCUGCGAUUCGAUCCCAGCGCAGAAGUUCGUCGCGCUGCCCUCUUCAACCUUAACCCAAACCGGGAAAACUCGUCGCUUCUUCUCGAGCGUCUGCGCGACAUCGACCCCAUCAAUCGCCGCUGCGUCUAUCUCGGUAGUCUUUCCAUGCUUCUCAAGACGCACGCCAAGGCGCUCGAGGGAGCUGCCUCUUCUCGGGCGGGUCCUUCGCGCCUCGGUCUCGACAUUGACUCUGCAGGCGAGGUCGUUCGGAUCGGUAUGGGCGAACGAGAACCUAGUGUCAAGCGUGCCGCACAGAAGCUCGUCACUGCAUGGUUUGACGCUUGCGGAGGAGAUCUCGUCGUCUUCCUCAACCAGUUUGACGUCGUCGCUUCCAAGCACAUCGAGUCUGCACUGAUCAGCAUCCUUGAAGCCCGCCCUGCUUUGGUCGCCCAAGUGUCUUUCGACGCCGACGAGUUCUGGGCCAAUCUAUCGCCAUCCACUGCUUUCCUCGCCCGCGUCUUUGUCGACUACUUCAAGCGCACCAAGAACGAUCGCCGCCUAGAAGAGUGCCUUCCCGUCGUCACCGCUCUCGCUUUCCGCAUCGAAAAGGAGUAUGGCGAGCUCGUCCAGCUCAUCAAGCAGUACAACAUUUUGGCGAAGAGCGCCCUUGUGCCAGAGGACGAAACCGAGAUUGCGCUCUUCACCAUUCGCAACAAGACCUUUGUUGUCUCUCAGCUGCUUGGCAUCGGCUUGGCAUCCGACUACGGCGAUGAAGCCGGUCGCAACAAGAUGUUUAUCCUCAUUCGAGAAAUGAUCUCGGAUAUCGAGCUCCCCGAGGACCUCGUGCCUGCAUCCUUGGACGUGCUGUUCAAGCUGACCACCCAGAAGGACUUCAUGCGCAUCAUCGUCGAGAUCGUGCUAGACCUCGGCGUCGAAGACGAAGCCGAGGCGCUUGACUACGACGAAAGUGAGGUGGAUGACACCAUGAGCAUCGACGGCACACCUCUUGCUCGCAAGAAACCACGCAAAUCUAUCAGGAGCAAGGAGAGCUCGGCGACGACCCAAGAUGCACUUGCUACCGAGCACCGAUGCCUUACCAUCGUUCGAGCCAUGUUGGAGCGAGUCGUCGGCGCUCUGCAGGAGAACACGGCGUUCCACGGCUUAAUUCCGCAACUGAUUGCUCCCGCGGUGCGUUCCAAGGACGCCCACGUUCGCGAGCUCGGCCUGGUGUGUCUCGGGCUCUGCUGUCUGCUCGACCGCAAGCUGGCGCUCGACUCGUUCCCGCUGUUCCUCGACCAAGUGCAGCGCGCCGAUGGGCAGAUCAAGCUGCGCGCUGUACAGGCCGUCUUUGAUCUGCUCAUCAACCACACCAUCCCGUACCUCUGCUCUCGAAACCCGGCAGGAGAGGACAUGGCCAAACGUCAGAUCAUCUCGUAUCUGCUCAGCCUGCUCGAGGAUGAAGAUCCCGCGAUCCAAAGCGCAGCCUGUGAGGGCAUGGCCAAGCUCAUGCUCACCGGCAUGGUCGAUGACGACGAAGCGCUCAAGAGCCUGGUGCUCAUCUACAUGUCGCCAGAGACGAUGGAAAACCAGGAGCUCCGACAGUGCCUCUCGUACUUCCUACCCGUCUACUGUGGCUCGUCGAGUCGCAACCAGCGCCGUCUUCAGCGCGUGUUUGUCUCUGUGCUGCAGGUGCUUACCGAGGUGUACGAAGAAAAGGAAGAGGAUCAAGAGAUGGUCACGCCCACGCAGGUGGGUAUGCAACUCUUGGACUGGACCGAUCCCGAGAAGGUCAUGAUGCGGCCAGGGCAGGUGCGCGACGAGACGGUCCACGUCGAUGUCGCCAUCGAGCUCAUCAAGGCCAUGUACACAAUUCAAGACACCAAGGAGUGCAAGGAUCGCAAGGUCAUGUGUCAGCUGCUCGGCAAGCUGUUCCUACCGGAAGAGCUGGGCGAUGCCAAGGUGCAAGAGGUACUUAUUUUGCUCACCGGUCUACACGAGCUCAACCCGCUCACAGACACUGUCACCAAGAACGCGCUCGGUCGCUUCGAGACUGCUUUCAUCAAGGCAUACGCUGCCCAAGUGGAAGCGGGUCUGGACGGCAUUGACCUGGAUGCCACACCUGCGUUUGACGACCUCAAGUGCUUCUUUGCUGAGAUCCGUGUCGAUAUCGCCGAUAUCAUCGAGGCUUAUGCCCACUCGCCCAUCAAGCUUUCGAGCAAGACCGGCCGCAAAUCGACUUCCAAAGGCGCUGCUUCGGCUCGAUCGUCUGAAGCUGCUUCCAGUAAGAAGAGCCGAAAGCGUCGCAACGACAGCGAUGAGGAAGAGGAAGAAGAGGAUGGUGAAGAGGAGCAGGACGAGGAAGAUGAAGAAGCGGACGACGAGUAG
Molecule: messenger RNA, 3123 nt
Organism: Sporisorium graminicola
Lineage: Eukaryota; Fungi; Basidiomycota; Ustilaginomycetes; Ustilaginales; Ustilaginaceae
Exons: 1
Coding region: 1-3123 (1040 amino acids)
Biological process (GO): mitotic chromosome condensation
Cellular component (GO): condensin complex; condensed chromosome
Source: RefSeq, a predicted model, not a curated record